Molecule: messenger RNA, 2400 nt
Organism: Epinephelus lanceolatus (giant grouper)
Lineage: Eukaryota; Metazoa; Chordata; Actinopteri; Perciformes; Serranidae
Source: RefSeq, a predicted model, not a curated record
UAUGGACCAUGUAUUCUUGAAUGAUUGUUUGAAAAGUGUGUUUGAGGUACAAAGGACUACUGUGUCUUUGGUUUCCUGGAGGGACUUACUGUAGCAGUGUGGAGCGAGUUUGAAAGGGCAUGAGAUACCUGAGCUGAGAAACCUUUCACUUUCAAUACAAUCACCUGCCCUUUGUACAUAUAUAUUUGUGUUUCUCGUCAAAAGUGGCCGUCUUAAAGGGGAACACCACCUAAGAUAAGAUAUGUUAUUUCCAUGGCCAAGGAAAGUGUAAUCAAUACUUAUGAACAGGAGCUCCUCUCUCGCAGGGGACAAAUGGCACCCUAAUAUGCACAGAUAUGCAAAACUUCAGGGGUCUUUCAGUUUAGCUUGAUUGCAGUUCCAGCGGUGAGUGAAUGUGGCAAGAGCAGGCAGGCAAUACUUGAAAGCGGUCUGAGAGUCGUGGACUGUACCGUUAGUGCAGGGGAGUCUUUUGUGAGGUCAGAUGUAGCUAGCAGAACCAGGAGAAUUGAGGGAUGCAGGACUGGUGUUGCACCAUGCAGCCACAGAGCCGAGCAGGUGGGAACCAGGAAGGGGGCAGGCAGGAAUCAGAGUCACAGACAGAAGGCAGAGGUAAUUACCAGAGCAGAGACAACGGACACAGGUCAGGAACAAGCAGGGUCGGUACUGGGGAAUCAAGUCACAAGUGAAUGCUGGAAUUGGAAUCUGGCAAUGAGGUGGGCGUGGCUGGCUUGCAGGGUGCAGGUGCUUUUUUGAUCCCCUACCUGAUCCUGCUGGUGGUGGAAGGGCUGCCCCUCCUGCUGCUGGAGUUUGCCAUCGGCCAGCGUCUCAGGAAAGGCAGCGUGGGGGUGUGGAGGGCCAUCAACCCCUAUCUGACUGGUAUUGGUAUAGCCUCCAUGCUGGUGUCCUUACUAAUUGGACUUUACUACAACACCUUAAUAGCCUGGAUCCUGUGGUAUCUCUUCAAUUCCUUUCAAGCCCCGCUGCCUUGGACCCAGUGUCCUCUCAAUGACAAUGGCACAGGAUUUGUAUCAGAGUGUCAACGGAGCUCCACUGUGGAUUACUUUUAUUACCGAGUGACUCUGAAUACCUCAGCUUCUAUAGCUGACUCUGGAGGAAUCCACUGGCCUGUAGUACUCUGCCUGCUCGCAGCCUGGACAGUCAUGUGUGUCUGCUACAUACGGGGGAUUGGCACCUCAGGCAAGGCAGUAUAUGUUACAGCCAUUCUACCUUACAUAGUGCUGGCCAUCUUCCUCAUCCGGGGACUGACUCUUAAAGGUGCCCUGAGUGGAUUACAGUUUCUCUUCACACCAGACGUUAAUGAGUUGAAAAAACCAACAACUUGGCUGGACGCAGGUGCCCAGGUCUUUUAUGCCUUCAGCUUAGCCUGGGGAGGCCUCAUCUCCUUCUCAAGCUACAACCCUGUUCACAACAACUGCAAGCAAGAUGCUAUGAUCUUGACAGCCAUAACUGGCCUCACCUCCAUCUAUGCUGCCACAGUCACCUACACCAUCAUUGGCUUCAGGGCAACAGAGAAAUACGACAUCUGUAUCAGUGAUAACAUCAGGAUAUUAUCAAAUGCAUUUGACCUUCCUGAAGACAGCAUCACUGCAAGCAACUACCAGGAAGCCUUGGAUUAUUUCAACAUCUCCUCACCUGGUAUUGUUCUUGGAUUGGACAUCAAACCCUGUGAAAUGAGAAAACUUCUCAGUGAGGGAGUGGAGGGAACAGGUCUUGCCUUCAUUGUGUUCACAGAAGCCAUCACCAAGAUGCCUGGUUCUCCAGCCUGGUCUGUCCUCUUCUUCAUCAUGCUUCUCUGCUUGGGAAUCUCAACCUUGUUUGGCAACAUUGAAGGGGUGGUGGUUCCACUAAAAGACCUUAAUGUUUUACCGAAAACAUGGCCACAAGAAGCACUGACUGGAGUAACCUGUGCUGUCGCCUUCAUCAUCACCCUCCUGUUUGCUCAGCAGUCAGGGUUUUAUUGGGUAACUCUCUUCGACAACUUUGCUGGAUCUGUCCCACUUCUGACCAUUGGAUUUUUUGAGAUGAUAGCUGUUGUGUACAUCUACGGCAUAGACAGGUUCAAUGAGGACAUAAAAUUCAUGGUCGGACAUAAGCCCUCCAUCCUCUGGCAGAUUUCAUGGAGGUUCAUCAGUCCUCUCAUCGUUCUGGUUAUCUUAGUUUUCUACCUGGUGACACAGGUUCAAGAGGAGCUCACUUACUUAGUCUGGGAUCCCACUUCUGCGGAGUUCCCGUCUCUGGCAUCAGUAACGUACCCUUCAUGGAUCAAUGGGGUCAUCUUUCUUUUGGCAGGAGUGCCCAGUCUGGCAGUGCCUGUGUAUGCAUUAUGUAGGCUGAUCUUUGUUCGCUGCAAGAAAAAAUAAAAUCCAGUUCAAGAAGUAA